This is a messenger RNA of Paramecium sonneborni, 1019 nucleotides long. The record is from the annotation of a GenBank genome assembly. Lineage: Eukaryota; Ciliophora; Oligohymenophorea; Peniculida; Parameciidae.
UCUAGAACCUUAAGAAACAAUAUAACUAAGAUCUAAGACCAAUAAACCAGAGAUAGACAUAAUAGAUUCAAUCUAGAGAAGUUACCAUAAGACCAAUAGAAAAUCUAAAAAGACAUAGAAGUUUUCUACCUUGUUCUUUUUCCAGUUGAGCCAAAAUAAUCAAUAUAUCUUUAGAGAGAACCUAGUAGUCUACCCCAUGAGACAAGACUUUAGAAUUAAUAGAACAAAAGUACAUAGUAUCAAGAGAGAAAAAGACAGAGACAGACUAUUCUAGAUUUUCUUCAAAAGAACUAAGCUUCUAAGAUUCCUUUAUAGAAUAAUUCUCAACUUCCUGUUUUAUUAGAUGUUCCAAAUUAAGAAUUCAGAUUACAGAUAAUCUUUCUAAGAUUCCUUUUCCUUUAAAAUAUGUUAGACCAAUCAUUAAGAACUAAUAAUCUUUAUGAACCUAUCUAAGAACCCUAAUUUGUUUAUCAACCUAGCUGUCCCCUAGAUUUUUCUAAUUUUAUUAAGAUAGAGACAUUUCCUAUUAAUUUAAGAGAUUGUUCCUUUAUAAGAGAUUGUUCCUUUUAUUUUAAGAGCCAAUUCAUAAGAAUAUUUCUUUAUAUUAAUAAAGUUUGAAGUCAUAAUAAAAGAGUAAUAAGAAUUCCUUAUAAUGUCAUUAUUAAGUCUAAAGUAGAGAUGCCUAUUUAUUAUAAUAAUACCUUAAAAAUCCCUAGUUAUUAAUGAUUUGAUUACCCAUCCUAAAAAUUCUUAAAAAAUAAGAAUAGAUCGUAAUUUCUAAACAAUCCUUUAAAUAAGAAACCUUAUAAAAUCUGUUUUUAAGAAUAAUUGAUUUGAUGAUACUUUUUUUGGAAUAAUGAAUUCCUUAACAUCCUCCUUCCUUAAAAUGAGAAAUAAUAUAAAUUUGUAGUGUGUGUGCCAAUAAGCCAAUAAGCCAAUAAUGAAAGUUGUGCCAACUUGCCCAUUUAUUGAGUUUUUGACUUGAGCCACCAAUUCAGAUAGAAAGAGUUACUAACACU